Molecule: messenger RNA, 2733 nt
Organism: Mauremys mutica (yellowpond turtle)
Lineage: Eukaryota; Metazoa; Chordata; Testudines; Geoemydidae
Product: uro-adherence factor A-like
Exons: 2
Coding region: 107-2707 (866 amino acids)
Source: RefSeq, a predicted model, not a curated record
GGAGGCCCAGGUGCAAACAUCACUUAUUGAAGUACUAGAUACGGAGAGUUUAUUCCCCAUCGAAAGUGAGCCCCUGGAGCAGACCCCAGAUCUUGACUUUCAAGACAUGCAGGUGAAGAAUUUAUUCCCAUUAUUUGUUGAAGUUGAAGUGCAAACCUCAUAUGUAGACAUACCAGCAGGGAAUAAGUGGCGUUCGACACGACUACAAGCCGAGGCCCAAGUGCAAACCUCAAAUCAUGAAUUAUUAAAGACACUUUCUUCUCUCUCACAAAAGGAAGCCCAGGUGCAAACCUCCAAACUUUCAAUAACAGAAGCAGAGGAGGUGCCUCUUUUCCCAUCACUAACCGAGGCCCAGGUGCAAACUUCAAGACUUGCAUUAACAGAAAUGGAGGAGGAGGUGGCCCCAUUCCUGGUAGAAGAAAAGCCUGUCCCCACAACUCAAAGUGAAGCUGCUGUGCAAACCUCGUAUGUGGACAUACCAGCAGGGAAUAAGUGGCGUUCGACACGGCUACAAGCUGAGGCCCAGGUACAAACGUCAAGUAUUGAGUUACUGAAGAAGCUUUCUUCCCUCUUAGUAACUGAGACCCAGGUGCAAACGUCAAGUAUUGAGUUACUGAAGACGCUUUCUUCCCCAUCGCUAACCGAGGCCCAGGUGCAAACCUCUAAACUUGCAGUAACAGAAGCAGAGAAAGUGCCUCUUUCCUCCUCACUAACCGAGGCCCAGGUGCAAACCUCUGAACUUGCAGUAACAGAAGCAGAGGAGGUGCCUCUUUCCUCCUCACUAACCGAGGCCCAGGUGCAAACCUCUGAACUUGAAGUAACAGAAGCAGAGGAGGUGCCUCUUUCCCCCUCACUAACUGAGGCCCAGGUGCAAACCUCCGAACUUGCAGUAACAGAAGCAGAGGAGGAGGAAGCCCCAUUCCCAAUAGAAGAAAAGCCUCUCACCAAAACCGUAGCUGACGCUGCUGUGCAAACCUCAUAUGUGGACAUACCAGCAGGGAAUAAAUGGCGUUCGACACGGCUACAAGCUGAGGCCCAAGUGCAAACCUCAGGUAUUAAGUUACUGAAAAAGCUUUCUUCCCUCUUAGUAAACAAGGCCCAGGUGCAAACGUCAAGUAUUGAGUUACUGAAGACGCUUUAUUCCCCAUCACUAACCGAGACCCAGGUGCAAACCUCCAAACUUGCAGUAACGGAAGCGGAGGAGGUGCCUCUUUCCCCCUCACUGACUGAGGCCCAGGUGCAAACCUCCAAACUUGCAAUAACAGAAGCAGAGGUGGAGGAAGCCCCAUUCCCAAUAGAAGAAAAGCCUCUCACCAAAACCGUAGCUGACGCUGCUGUGCAAACCUCAUAUGUGGACAUACCAGUAGGGAAUAAGUGGCGUUUGUCACGGCUACAAGCUGAGGCUCAGGUACAAAUGUCAAGUAUUAAGUUACUAAAGAAGCUUUCUUCCCCAUCGCUAACUGAGGCCCAGGUGCAAACGUCAAGUAUUGAGUUACCGAAGACGCUUUCUUCCCCAUCGCUAACCGAGACCCAGGUGCAAACCUCCAAACUUGCAGUAACAGAAGCAGAGGAGGUGCCUCUUUCCCCCUCACUGACUGAGGCCCAGGUGCAAACCUCUGAACUUGCAAUAACAGAAACGGAGGUGGAGGAAGCCUCAUUCCCAAUAGAAGAAAAGCCUCUCACCAAAACCGUAGCUGAAGCUGCUGUGCAAACCUCAUUUGUAGAUGUACCAGUAGGGAAUAAGUGGCGUUCGACACGGCUACAAGCUGAGGCCCAGGUGCAAACGUCAAGUAUUGAGUUACUGAAGACGCUUUCUUCCCCAUCGCUAACUGAGGCCCAGGUGCAAACCUCCAAACUUGCAGUAGCAGAAGCAGAGGAGGUACCUCUUUCCCCCUCACUAACCGUGGCCCAGGUGCAAACCUCCAAACUUGCAGUAACGGAAGUGGAGGAGAUGCCUCCUUCCCCCUCACUAACUGAGGUCGAGAUGCAAACCUCCAAACUUGCAGAAGCAGACGCAAAGAUGACCUUUCCUUCCCCAUCACAAACUGAGGUUCACAUCCAGUCUUCGUAUUUUGAAGUACCAGAGUUGGAGGAUGAGAUGCCCACAACCCCAAUCAAAGAGAAGCCCCUCCCCCUAACACUGAUGGAGGCCCAGGUGCAAACUUCAUAUGUAGACAUACCAGCAGGGAAUAAGUGGCGUUCAUCACGACUACAAGUGGAAGCCCUGGUGCAAACCUCCAGGCUUGAACUGCCAGAGGCAAAAGAGAAGGCUCCUUCCCUAUCCCAAACACAGGCUGAGAUGCAAACCACCAGGGUUGAAAUAACAGAAGAGAAAGCAGCACCUCUGACUCCUCCAGAUGUUAAAAUAUUAGAAGAGGAGACGCUGAAGGAGGAAGUAGAGCUGAAGCUUCCAUGCCCUGAAUAUACCGAGGCCCAGGUGCAGACCUCACUUGUUGAAAUACCUGUGGGGCAGAAGUGGCGUUCAUCCCGUUUAUGUACCGAGGCCCAGGUGCAAACUUCAUAUCAAGAACUCCCAGUUGUGAAGAGCAAGACUUUGCCCCCACAAGGUACUGGGGUGGUAAAGAAGGUCACUGAGCGUGCAGCAUCAAAGAAACUAGCAAAAACCUCGACACGAGCAACACCAAUAUCUGUGCACUUACAUGUAAAGAUGACUCCACGGCGCCGGAAUGGGAAUAAAAAGAACUAGUAAAAACUUGAAUUUAAACAAAUAAA